GGGCUAGACGCGGCCCGCGGCGCGACAAGUGGCGCAGGCGGAGGAUCGCACGCAGGCGACGCGGGAGCCCGGCAGACGAGGCAAGGUCGUCUCAAGUUUCUCUUUGCCACCUUCCUCUCCCUAUGUUUCUUCCAUAGUUCCCACUCUGCUUUGUUCAAGACCUUCUGCCAGUCAGCAAGCUCUCACAGACACCUGCGCUCAUGCUUUGCACACCGUUUCUCUCUCCUAGCCACCGAUGUCCUUCACGUUCAAGUGGCCCCGUUUCUCUGACCAGUUUCACGCCGAUGCCAUCCAGAUGCUCACCUCCGCCCUCAACAAGGGCAACAAACCGCCCGUCAUAGCCGACAAGAUAGAGGUCGUCGAGCUCGAGAUGGGUACCCAACCACCAGAACUCGAGAUUAGAGACAUCGGCGAGCUCACCAUGGACCAGUUUCGCGGUAUAUUCCGCCUCACCUACUCCGGCGACGCACACAUAGUCCUCCGGACAAAGGUCCAGGCAAACCCGCUCAACCAUAAACAACCAGAUAUCCACCUCAUGGGCGGCUCGAGAGGCAUGCUCGCAGCCAAACAGCCGCUGGUCGUGCCCAUGCUGCUCCGCCUCUCUGGCUUCAAGCUCAACUCGUACGUCGUCCUCGUCGUCUCGCGCCAGAAGGGCAUCACGCUCGUCUUCAAGACGGACCCGCUCCAGAACGUCGACAUCAACAGCACGUUCGACUCCAUCGCCGUCAUCCAGAAGUUCAUCCAGCGCGAGAUCGAGGGGCAGCUUCGCCAGAUGUUUAGGGAGGAUUUGCCGGGCAUCAUACAUCGCCUCAGCCAGCAGUGGGUCAAGGCCAAGGUCGAGGCGCCGUACUUGGCGAAGCGUCCAAGCCCGACUACUGCUGCUGCUGUCCGGCAGCGGCAGCGCGAGCGCGAGCAAGAGCGGGACCUAGACUCGAUGUCGACGAUGUCCAAUGCGCCGUCGUACUAUUCGUCGUACUCACAGUUCCCGCCGCCAGUAGGCCUGCAGCCCAGCCUGAUGCCACGGACGUCGCUCGGGUCACCUAGCUUUACCCGCCCUCGCACCGCGUCGGUGGUGUCUGGCCUUAGUGCGAGUCGCAGGCCGACACCUUCUGUUGCCUCUUCGCCAGCCUCCGCGACACCGAUGCCGACACCUGCUCCUGACAGCGCGACGUCUUCAUUCCCUGACAUCGAGAAUUUCGACCCGACAUAUGGCCUGCGUCCUGAGGGAUUACCGAAGAAGAGCGUUUUCAGCGGGUUCCGGAGCCUUUUUGCGCCAAGCAAAGGUUUGGCAGACCUUGCGGAGGAGCCGAGCGACGUUGACGACUCUAUGGACGAGACCGGAUCGUUUGGCACUGGCCAGUGGGACGAUUUCCUCUCGGACUACAACCCCCCGCCGCCGCCAUCUGUGGCAGAGCCAGAAGAAGAUGCGGUGGAGUACGAGACAGUUCCUGCCGUCGGAGGUGGCACGAUCAUGCGACCACGGGUGUACCAUUCGCAGUCGCAGAUCCUCUCGCCCAUGGGGGAGGAUUCACCGUCAGGAGAGAUGUCGAGCAUCGUCGGCAGACCUGCAAGUCGUACUGCUGUGCGACCCCCACCGCUGAACAUCCCUUCGUCCUCGGGGUCGUCGCGCUACGGACCUAACUACAACCCGUACUUCGCCGGAGCAACGCCUUUCACUAGCAGGACACCGUCAAGAUUGGGCGUGGACUCAUGGCGCGAAGACACCAUGGAAGCAAGCCGGUCUUUCUCCGCCGUACCUCCGGUGCCACCACUCUAUCGCUCUCCUCCUUCACGCCCAGGAAGCCCGUCGAGCUUGCAGAGCCGUCUCUCCAGCGACAUGACACGCUCCGUCCCAACGCCACCGCCCUCUGAAGGCGAAGCAGGCAUCCGAAUCACCCGCCCGCGUCGGUUGUCAGCCGCCUCCUCCACUCUCGAUAGAUUCCAGCCCAGUUCUCCUAUGGGAUCCGACUACACAGACCACGACCCAAAAAUUGUCCUCCGUCCUUUCAUCAACAAUUCCAUUUCGAAGCUCUCCACGCUCUCCCAUUCGAACCACACGCUCUCGCCCUACACCCGCACACUUGAGCACUUCACUGUCCGUAGUGUUCCACCCCGCGACGCGUCGUCUACCGGUCCUGCUUCGAGCGUCGAGAAACAACCCAUCAAGGCCAAGCGGAAGCGCAUGCAUCGUCUUGGCGGCAAGCCUGCAAAGACUCCUGGCCCUGGCGGCGCUGCUGUCGUGGACGUGGAUCUUCAUCCCCAACCACCGUCAUCGCCUGUGCCGCUCUCCGAAUUUGACGUCUCCGAGAUGGACCGUUACUUCCGUUCCAAUGAUGACCUCCUCCCCCGCUACCCCGAUCACAUCGCCCCGCCUAACGCCCGCCGACGAGUUCCGUACCAAUCGUAAUCUGGACCUGUAUCUCGCGUACCUUACUGCUGCCGCCUCGCCCGUGCCCUGUCCAUGUAUGUCAGCUGCUUUAGCCUCUAGUCUUUACCGUAGUCACUCAGUUGUAGAUCUGCAUCUUCUGUGCUUGUGUAUCCUUUGUUUCGUUCCGAAUUGUUCACAUCGGGUUAAAC
Rhodofomes roseus is the source of this 2577-nucleotide messenger RNA. RefSeq lists its product as uncharacterized. The coding region runs from base 236 to 2407 and encodes 723 amino acids. Gene Ontology annotation, cellular component: ERMES complex. Gene Ontology annotation, biological process: phospholipid transport; mitochondrion organization. The transcript has 3 exons. Gene Ontology annotation, molecular function: lipid binding. The record is from RefSeq and is a predicted model, not a curated record. Lineage: Eukaryota; Fungi; Basidiomycota; Agaricomycetes; Polyporales; Fomitopsidaceae.